Otolemur garnettii (small-eared galago) is the source of this 858-nucleotide messenger RNA. It is a transcript of the gene FBXO16, whose product is annotated as F-box protein 16. The annotation marks the transcript as partial. The record is from RefSeq and is a predicted model, not a curated record. The transcript is spliced from 7 exons. NCBI's taxonomy places the organism in Eukaryota, Metazoa, Chordata, Mammalia, Primates, Galagidae. Gene Ontology annotation, molecular function: protein binding.
AUGAUGGCAUUUGCACCUCCAAAAAGCAUAGAUGGUCCCAAAAUGCAGACAAAGAUGAGCACCUGGACACCCCUAAAUCAUCAGCUUUUGAAUGACCAGAUAUUUGAAGAAAGAAGAGCCUUACUUGGAAAAUGGUUUGACAAGUGGACAGACUCUCAAAGGAGAAGAAUCCUCACAGGCCUGUUGGAACGCUGCUCCCUGUCACAGCAAAAGUUCUGCUGUCAAAAACUUCAGGAAAAACUCCCAGCAGAAUCCCUGGAUUUUACUACCAAGCUUCCAAGAGUGUUAUCUGUAUACAUCUUUUCUUUCCUGGAUCCCCGAAGCCUUUGUCGUUGUGCACAGGUCUGCUGGCAUUGGAAGAACUUAGCUGAGCUGGACCAGCUGUGGAUGCUCAAAUGUUUACGCUUUAACUGGUACAUCAAUUUCUCUCCAACUCCUUUUGAGCAGGGCAUCUGGAAGAAGCACUAUAUUCAAAUGGUGAAAGAACUUCAUGUUACCAAGCCUAAGACACCUCCCAAAGAUGAAUUUGUAAUCGCUGAUGUUCAGCCAGUGACAAGCAGUUCUCCAAAGGAAAAGCAGUCUCCUCUGUCAGCUUUUCAGUCUUAUUCCUCUUUAAGAAGGAAGAGUAAGGCAGAGAAAAAAGAACUUCCACCCUGGAGAUCCUCUGAUAAGCAUCCAACUGAUAUCAUUCGUUUUAAUUACCUGGACAACUGUGACCCCCUCGACAGCGUCUGGCAUGGAAGAAAGAAAAGAAAUGAAAUGACCCCAGAUUUUAGCCGACAACCACAUGAAAAGAGAAAUAAAUUGCAGGACAGAUCGAGGCUAAGAAAAGCACAGUCACUGGUAAGUCUCACAGCA